Molecule: messenger RNA, 2903 nt
Organism: Leptonychotes weddellii (Weddell seal)
Lineage: Eukaryota; Metazoa; Chordata; Mammalia; Carnivora; Phocidae
Source: RefSeq, a predicted model, not a curated record
GAUGAAAUUAGUGCAUGGACAACACUGUGGGCUUCGUCAUUCAGGGGAACAGAGACCAAUCCAAGCCACUGAAAAGAGAGGUAGUAAAGGAGCUUCAUCUACUAAAGUUGCUGGAGGGCUAUAUACCCUCCGGGGGGGAGGUUCUUAUUUUUUAAAAAUUGAGUUUCAGCUUCCAAAAUCAGGGCUGAAAAUCUUUUCUGCAAAAGAGGCUGCUGGAAGGAACCAUGGAGAUCAAAGGGGAGCUAGCUCUGCGGAAAAGGCAAGUCCUGAUUCUCUUUGUUUUGCUGGGAUUAUCUCACGCAGGUCCUGAAUCUGUGCGAUAUUCUGUGGCAGAGGAAACAGAAGUUGGUUCUUUUGUGGCCAAUCUUGCAAGGGAUCUAGGGCUUGGGGUGGAGGAGCUAUCAUCACGGGAGGCCCGGGUAGUGUCGGAUGAUAACGAAAAGCACUUACAACUUGAUUUACUGACGGGGGAUUUGCUCCUAAAUGAGAAACUGGACCGAGAAGAGCUCUGUGGCUCCACUGAGCCCUGUGUGCUGCAUUUUCAGAUGGUAUUAGAAAACCCUUUACAGUUUUUUCGGGCUGAACUGCAUGUCAAAGACAUAAAUGAUCACUCCCCUAUGUUUCUAGACAAGCAAAUACUUAUUAAAAUAUCAGAAAGUACCAGUAUUGGAGCCACAUUCCUAAUGGAGAGUGCCCAAGAUUUGGAUGUAGGAACGAACAGUCUCCAAAACUACACAAUUAGCCCCAAUUCUCAUUUCUACAUUAAAAUCCGAGACAACGGUGAUGGAAAGUUGUACCCAGAACUGGUCCUGGACAGAGCAUUAGAUCAUGAGGAGGAGUCUGAGCUCACAUUAACACUCACAGCACUGGAUGGUGGAUCUCCACCCAGGUCUGGAACAACUUUGGUUCUCAUCAAGGUCUUGGACAUCAAUGACAAUGCCCCUCAGUUUGCUCAGAGGCUCUAUGAAGUGCAUGUUCUGGAGGACACACCCGUUGGGGCCUGGAUUAUCACCAUUUUUGCUAAUGAUUUGGAUGCAGGAAAUUAUGGGAAAAUAUCAUACACAUUUUUGCAUGCAUCAGAAGAUAUUCGUAAAACAUUUGAAAUCAAUCCAGUAUCUGGGGAAGUUCAUUUGAGAUCAUGCCUGGAUUUUGAAGUAAUACAGUUCUACACUAUAAAUAUUCAGGCAACAGAUGGUGGGGGUCUUUCAGAAGAAUGUACUCUUCUGGUUAAAGUAAUAGAUAUAAAUGAUAAUCCACCAGAAGUGACCAUCUCAUCAUUUACGAAGUCAAUUCCAGAGAACGCCUCAGAGACUUUGGUUGCUCUUUUUAGUGUCCGAGACCAAGACGCUGGGGAUAAUGGGAAGAUGGUUUGCUCUAUUCAGGAUGAGCUCCCCUUUUUCCUGAAACCAACCUUCAAGAACUUUUUCACUCUAGUUUCGGAAAAAGCACUGGACAGAGAGACAAGAGCCGAGUACAACAUCACCAUCACCGUCACUGACCUGGGGACGCCCAGGCUGAAAACCCAGCACCACCUAACGGUGACGGUGUCCGACUGUUUUUCAAAAAUUCACUGUGACAAAAUAAAAAUGAUCGUAUUGAAAAUUAUUGAUUUCUUAAGAGCCAUGGAGCCAAGAGAGAGGCGCCAUCAGCGAAUAAGGCAAGUGCUGCUUUUCUUUGUUUUCCUGGGAGGGUCUUUGGUGUGUUCAGAGCCCUGGCGCUAUUCUGUGGCAGAGGAAGUGGAGAUCGGCUCCGUUAUAGCCAAUGUGGUGAAAGACCUAGGUUUAGGUGUGGAAGAUUUGGUUGCACGGGGGGCAAAAGUCAUCUUUGACGACUAUAAACCAUAUUUACUGUUGGAUCAGCAGACUGGCAACUUGCUUGUAAAUGAGCAACUCGACCGGGAGGCACUUUGCCAUCUCACAGAGCCAUGUAUAUUGCAUUUCCAGGUAUUAUUUGAAAAUCCUUUACAAUUUUUUCGGGCUGAACUUUGGGUUAAAGACAUAAAUGAUCAUACUCCUGCCUUCCUAGACAAACACAUACUUCUGAAAAUCUCAGAAAGUACUGCUCCAGGAACCUCAUUCCAAAUGGACAGCGCUCAGGACUUGGAUGUAGGAAAGAAUGGUGUCCAAAACUAUACAUUAAGUCCCAAUCCUUAUUUCCACCUUAAAUUACAAGCCAGUGAUGACGGCAGAAAAUACCCAGAGCUGUUACUGGACCAAUUUUUGGAUCGAGAAAAGGAGCCCGAGUUUAGAUUAACGCUAACAGCCUUGGAUGGCGGGUCUCCGCCCAGGUCUGGAACCACACUGGUUCGUGUUUUGGUUUUAGAUAUCAAUGACAAUGCUCCAGAGUUCGAGAGGCCUGUCUAUGAGGUUCAGGUACCAGAAAACAGCCCUGUGGACUCCCUGGUCGUCCGGGUGUCUGCUACAGAUUUGGAUGCGGGAAUAUAUGGAGAACUAUCUUACUCAUUUUCCCACGUCUCCACAGACAUACGGAAAACAUUUGAAAUCCACCCAAUUUCUGGUGAAAUCCAUUUAAAAGCGCUUCUGGAUUUCGAGUUAAUUCAGUCAUAUACAAUAAAUAUUCAGGCCGUUGAUGGGGGUAGCCUUUCCGGAAAAUCAGCAAUUUUAGUUCAGGUUGUGGAUGUGAAUGACAACGCACCAGAAAUAGUCAUGACAUCUCUUACCAGCCCCAUACCUGAAAAUUCGUCACCUGAAAUGGUGGUCGCUAUUUUUAGCGUACGAGACCAAGAUGCUGGGGACAACGGGAGGAUGGUGUGCUCCAUUCAGGAUGACCUCCCUUUUCUCUUGAAGCCUACCUUCAAGAAUUUCUACACCCUGGUAACAGAGCUACCACUGGACAGAGAGAGCCAGGCCGAGUACAACAUCACCAUCACCGUCACUGACCUG